UAAUUUUUCCUAAAAUAUUCUCCCAAAAUCAUCUCAUUCUUAAAUCUCUCACCUAUCUUCUUUGUAUAUAUUUUUCCUCCUCCUGUCUCCAUAACUGUGAAUGCUCGUUUUUGUUUUCUACACAGCAAUCUAUAUUAAAAUAUUUCCUCGCCAAUUAAUUCUUCUCACAGUUUCUCACUCAUCUGACUUUUCUUUUGUUCAUCUCCUGUUUUUGAACUUUUUCUUCUUCAAAAGCAUUAAAGUCUACAUAAAGAAACAAAUCUUUAUCCUGAUAUCAUUAGAUUUAUGAGGUUUUUCGUUCUGUUAUUAUUAGAUUUUAUGUGGGUUUUUUGGAAAAGGUAAAAUCAUGGAGUCUGCAGCAAGUUCUGAUACCUCGAGUCCUGAUUCAUGGCCUCCUUCAUCAAGCAAUGGAAGAAAUUCCAGAAUCUCCUUUUCUCCCCUUCGAUUCUUCAACUCCCCUGUUUUAUCCCUACUCGAAUACUCCGGGUUUCUUCGGGUCCGACCCGACUUCCACUCUGACGCUCAGCCCCCUGUAUCCGAACCCACCAACAAUUCUGUCUCAAUCAAUGAUAAUAGUACUAGUACUAGUAAUAGUAAUGAUAACAAUGGGGAGGUUUCUAUUCGGAUAAUCGGGGCAGGGGAGCAUGAUAGAAUUGGGGUUGUUGAAAAUAGAGGAGAGGGCGAUCAAACGGGCUCGGGUUUGGGUCCGGAGGAGUCUACUGGGGGUUUUGUUAAUGAUAAUGGGAAUGGUAGCAGCAGCAGCAGUAAUGAUACCAACAGGGAAACGUCAUCAUAUCAAAGAUAUGACAUACAGCAGGUGGCGAGGUGGAUUGAGCAGAUUCUUCCCUUCUCUUUGCUUUUAUUGAUGGUUUUCAUCCACCAGCACUUGCAAGGAUUCUUUAUUACAAUUUGGAUCACUGCUGGCUUGGUCAAGUCUAAUGACAUUCUUCGGAAGCAGACAGCUCUAAAGGGAGAGAGAAAGAUUUUGGUCCUUGUUGGUUAUUCAUUUGCCUUUAUACUUCAUGUAUCUGGAAUCUACUGGUGGUGUCGGGAUGAUGAUAUUUUCUAUCCUCUAUUUAUGGUUCCUCCAAAGGUUAUUCCACCGUUCUGGCAUGCAAUUUUUAUCAUCUUGCUAAAUGAUACAAUGGUGCGACAGGCUGCAAUGGUCUUGAAGUUGGUUCUGCUGAUGUAUUUUAGGAAUAGCAGGGCCCAUAAUUUUCGCAGACAGGGUCAAAUGUUGACUCUAGUUGAAUACACGUUGCUUCUAUACCGGGCAUUGUUACCAACACCUGUAUGGUAUAAAUUCUUCUUGAACAAAGAAAAUGGAAGUCUCUUCUCGUCAUUGAUAACAGGGUUGUAUUUAACUUUCAAGCUUACAUCAAUUGUUGAAAAGGUCCAAUCAUUUGUUGCUGCCUUGAUGGCAUUAUCGAGAAAGGUCCACUACGGGUCUUAUGCAACAUCAGAACAGAAGCAAGAGCACAUGUCCUUAACAAGUGACAUGCACCUUUUUGCUCGUAGUCUUCAUAUCCGGGAAAAAGGAAAAGCAUUUGGUAAACUAAGCUGUAAAUUACUGAACAUAGGUGAAUGCGGCAGGAGAUCUAUGUGCUAUAUGCCAGGAGAAAAUGCAUGCCCCAAUCUUAUUGCGCUGUAAACAUAUCUUCUGUGAAGACUGUGUUUCAGAAUGGUUUGAAAUGGAAAGAACUUGCCCUUUGUGCAGGGCCCUUGUUAAACCUGCUGAUCUUCGAUCAUAUGGGGACGGGUCGACCGGUCUUCUCUUCCAGUUAUUCUAAUAGUCUCAUCUCGUCGGAGAGUGGUUUUUUUUUCUUGACCUGCUUUGCAAGCAUCAAAGCAUUUUUCUGCAGGAGUUGCUUUUAAGAUUGCUUCAUAACUGGAUCACCCUUGGGAAGAUUUCUAUAAUGGAGUUAUAAAAAUUGGACAUGGAUUUGCAUUAGAUUUAUGUUAUGUAUCAGCAAAUUGGUUCGAUGUAACCAAGGUGCUGUGGCUUGAGAAAUCUUGAUACAUGAAGGAAUCUCUUGAUUCCAUCUCAGUACAUAUGUUGGUUUUGGUUUUCAAAAUAAGGAACCUUGGGUUGUAUUUUCCA
Molecule: messenger RNA, 2101 nt
Organism: Olea europaea var. sylvestris
Lineage: Eukaryota; Viridiplantae; Streptophyta; Magnoliopsida; Lamiales; Oleaceae
Product: RING finger and transmembrane domain-containing protein 2-like
Exons: 8
Coding region: 347-1651 (434 amino acids)
Biological process (GO): positive regulation of ERAD pathway
Molecular function (GO): ubiquitin protein ligase activity
Source: RefSeq, a predicted model, not a curated record